AUGGCGACUCAAGUGAUUCCCGAAGCCUUGAUGGCUCCAGCGCAAGAAUUCGACAAUGCUCCACCUUUCCCUUCAGACGUACCUACAGCUCCUCUUCUUCGUCUCUCCCUGGCCAAAUUGAUUGAGCGUGAUGAGCAAGAAGUGCAUCGCUUUAUCCGGGCCUGUGAAGAUCUCGGUUUCUUUUAUCUUGAUUUGACGGGGCCAGGAGACUCUUUGCUUGCUGAUGCAGAUCGAUUGUUCAAAGUGGGCGUCGAGUUGUUCGAUUUACCCCUGGAGGAAAAGAAGAAAUACGACUUCGCCCACCAAAAGUCCUAUUUUGGCUACAAGGGAUUUGGCGCAAAUGUCGUCGAUAGAUAUGGCAAUUUAGAUCGGAAUGAGUUUUAUAAUGUAUCGAAAGACGACAUGUUUGGAAUAUCUGACCCCCUCCCCGCUCCUGAAGUGCUCAGUUCGAGACGGCCGCUGCUGAAAUCAUUCUGCGGAUCAGCCCAUGGCAUUGUGACGCUGGUUCUGGAAUUAUUGAAUGACCACUUGGACCUACCGCCCAACACCCUCCAAGACAUGCACCGCCUCGACGGUCAUUCGGGUGACCAGAUUCGCUUUAUCAAAGCACCACCACAGCCCGUUGAUGAUCGAAGAACAGCUCUAGGCGAGCACACCGACUUUGGAAGCGUCACGGUUCUCUUUAAUAAGCUGGGUGGCUUGCAGGUUCUUCCACCGGGUCGUGAUGCGCAAUGGUGCUAUGUGAAACCACUUCCCAACCAUGCCAUCAUCAACCUCGGCGAUGCGAUGGUCAAGUUCACUAAUGGACUAUUGAGAUCCAACAUCCACCGUGUUGUUUCCCCACCGGGAGAACAAGCCGAUCAUACGCGGUUCUCGCUUGUCUACUUCAAUCGACCGGAGGACGACGUUAUGCUCAAGAGACUGAACACAAGCGAGAAGAUCCCGCCCUUGGAGAAGGAUGAAGUAGAGGAGGAAAUUAAUAGCAAAGACUGGAUCAUCAGACGGGCUUUGGGUCAUCGGCACGCGUUGUACGGCAAAGAGGCGUUUGAUUAUGAUCGCAUCAGGGGCACUGAGGAAAAGAGCCAGAGGGCUUACCUUUGA
This is a messenger RNA of Rhinocladiella mackenziei CBS 650.93, 1101 nucleotides long. RefSeq lists its product as uncharacterized. Lineage: Eukaryota; Fungi; Ascomycota; Eurotiomycetes; Chaetothyriales; Herpotrichiellaceae. The record is from RefSeq and is a predicted model, not a curated record. Gene Ontology annotation, molecular function: dioxygenase activity. The transcript has 2 exons. The coding region runs from base 1 to 1101 and encodes 366 amino acids.